AUGCAGGCGGCGACAAGCUCGAACCGGGAGCAGCGGAUCCCGGGCGGCGCGCGCUGGCGCAGCCCCGCGAUCUCCCGUGGCCCGAAGAAGAAGGGCACCCGCGCCAUGUCAGCGGCGGGAGUGGUCAGCAUCCGGUCGACGCCGACGCUGCCCGCGGGCUCGCGGUACUCGAGGUGCGGGUACGACGGGCGUGGCGGGUUGCGCGCCAUGAACAUCUCCCUGCCCCAGGCCGGCGCCACGGACGGCGCGGCUGCGCCGCACGCGAUCUCGCAGACGGCCUUCUCGAACUGCAUCCCGCCAGGCGCGUCCACGAUGCAGUGGCAGAAGCGCUGGCCGAAGAUGAAGCCGCCGCACUUGAGGCGCCGCGGAGUGGGGGUUGGUGGUGCGAGUGCGAAUCGUGAUCGUGCGAUGGUGGGGAAGGAGCGUGUCGCUUGGUCAGCAAAGUCAAAGGAGCAUUGUUCAUGCGGGGCAGACCGCCAGUAG
Miscanthus lutarioriparius is the source of this 483-nucleotide messenger RNA. NCBI's taxonomy places the organism in Eukaryota, Viridiplantae, Streptophyta, Magnoliopsida, Poales, Poaceae. The record is from the annotation of a GenBank genome assembly.